Messenger RNA from Penicillium cosmopolitanum, 726 nucleotides. Its product is annotated as Protein kinase domain-containing protein. The transcript has 3 exons. Gene Ontology annotation, cellular component: cytoplasm. Lineage: Eukaryota; Fungi; Ascomycota; Eurotiomycetes; Eurotiales; Aspergillaceae. Gene Ontology annotation, molecular function: ATP binding; protein serine/threonine kinase activity. The record is from RefSeq and is a predicted model, not a curated record. The coding region runs from base 1 to 726 and encodes 241 amino acids. Gene Ontology annotation, biological process: intracellular signal transduction; protein phosphorylation.
AUGUCUCCCUGCGUCGACUACGCCCCUGACCUUCAUCCUCUUCCAGGAGGAGGAUUCCGUCGUGUAUUUAAACCUUUCACGGGCAGGUAUCUAAUGAAAUCAAAUGGAAAGCCACUUUUAGAUGAGAUGGAAGCUUGCAAAGUUGGGUCUCAGAUCUUGGAAGGGUUUUUGGAGCUGGCUGAUUUGAAUCUCUGGCAUAAUGAUUUCUCGGUCAACAAUUUUGUCGUUGAUCAGGAACUUAAUGUUACGAUUAUUGACCUGGGAGAUGUCAAAUUUGGGCUGAAGGAGGCUGACUUUAUCAAUAACAGACGUGCUUACUUGCUUUUCCAGGAACAUCUAAUGUCACCCGAGCUAGCCAGGGCUUUGUCAGUCCAAGGCUGGUUUAAAAUGUAUCCAGAUGACAAACACGAUAUGCGUCAGGUCAUCAUUUGGAAAUUUGGAGUUAUCUUAUUCGGCAUUCUGCAUGGCUACUGGCCAUGGGAUGGUCAACGUGAAGGGCAGGACAACCUGCUCGAUUUUGGUUCUUCCGAGUCUCAAAUUCCAAGAGUCAUGGAAAGACGAGCAAGAAUUAUGAACGAUCCACUACUAUUGAAUGAGGGCCUCAGUCAGGAUUGUAAAGACGUACUGCGUGCCAUGUUGGCAAGAAAUCCGGAAGAUCGACCGUCCCUGCGGCGACUGGCAAAUUGCUAUCCUUGGUUCUUUCAGUGGACAUACAAUUACCAGUAG